AUGUACAAGGCGCAUACGUGGACCUUCCAUCCUCUCACCUUCUACCGAUACGACUCAACUCUUGCUUUUAUUCGCCACGCCCUCCCGAUUUCAAUGGCGCCAGCUACAGGCAAACAGUCGUCUGACGACUCGAUGAUCGCGAUGAUCGAGUGCUACUUUCGCUUGGCAGAAACUCAGGAGCGCAGGAAUCUGAAAAUCGACGUGAACAUCGUUGAAUCGCUGCGGGGACUGCUGAACGGGUAUGGGACCCAUCACGGAAUCGCACUCGGAUGUAUUGUCGAGGCGAAUUGGAUCACUCGCCGACUCAACCAGUUGUCGGAACUGGUGAUGAGUGAGUUGUGCAGCGACGACGCGCGAAGCUGGGUCGAGGUCAAUUGGCCUGAGCUCCUCGAAAACGGCAAAAGUCGCUGGCCCGGAUCGCGCUCGUGGGUGUUGGCUACGACCGGGUCGGUUGGUGACAACGGGAUGGGCAGCAAUGGGAAGGUUAGCAAUAAGGGGGAUGGUGAGGUGCGAUGUGGAGGUGAUGUGGAUGGAAGGCGUACGGAUCUGGGUGGAAAGGACAAGCUGAAGUCGGGGAAUGGAAUGAAACGCGACCACGGCGAUGUCGACGUCGUGAAGAAACUGAUCCGACUCUAUCAGGAAAUGUGGAUGGAGGCCAACGAGAAGAUCCUCAUAUUGCGCGAGAAACAGCGGUCGCUCGGCGAAGAGCAGCAGGCCAAAGUCGCUGAGGAGAUAGCCAAGAUCAAUGGAGUGACGUCCUUUUAUCGCGAGGACAUAGCCGCAAACAGGGAUCGGAUCAAGAAGAUGACGGCGGCUCGCGCGCGUGAACGGCGCGGCGAAGCCGCACCCCGACAGAGUCGUCUAGAGCGUCAAGCGGGCCCGAGUCGCAUCCUCUCGUCUCGGGGCUCGUCGGGGCUUCGUCGUGCGCCUUGA
Molecule: messenger RNA, 933 nt
Organism: Fomitopsis serialis
Lineage: Eukaryota; Fungi; Basidiomycota; Agaricomycetes; Polyporales; Fomitopsidaceae
Exons: 2
Coding region: 1-933 (310 amino acids)
Source: RefSeq, a predicted model, not a curated record